ACUCGCUGACACAUCUCCAGCCAAUCACCACCCCGUGCGCAGAGUGGGGGAUGCCUCGCUAUCCGAGUCACGCUGAUGUGGUCCAUUGUGAGCGUUCUAGGACAUUAUGUGGAUGCCUAUCGCGCGUUCUCUUGCUUUUGCGUAGGAUAUUGCAGCCAUAGUUUAUUUUGCAAAAUUAUUAUAACGGAAAAAUAGCUUGCUUAAUUAGCCAGGGCCAUUUGCCAACUUUACGGGAUAUAAUUUUGAAAUAACAGCUUAUGACAGAACUGAAAAAAUCAGUGUUUACAUGUGAAGUGAUUUAAAUGCAAUGAAACUCCACCCCAGGAGCGACGUGGAAAACAUGGUUUGACUAGAGACCAUUCUAAUUCAUUCUGUCUGCUUCGGUGAGCGACAACUGUAUGGAUACGCUAGGCAUUAGUUUAAAAGCGCAAUACAAACACGCUGUAUGAAAUCACUGCGCUUUUUUGAGCUUAUCGCGCUGUUCGGCCUGGAUUUGUAAUAAAUGAGAGCUUAAAGCUGAUUCCGCUGAAACGAAAUGAAAGACGCUCGGGAAGUGCUUCUUUAGGCGCCACUCCAAGCAUUCUGAGCCCGCCUGUCCAUUUUCUACCUUCCUUGACAUAUGCCUCUCUCCGGACUGUUCAUUGCUGUGCAUACCAUCUCACAGUUCGGAAUGUAAGGAUUGCACGCGACAGUUUUGAAUAUCGAAACAAUACAAGGGGAAAAUCGUUUGUUUUGGAUUUGUUCAUCGAAUAUUGUCGCUCAUAAAAGGACUUUUGGCGCUCUGGCUUGGCGAGUCCGUCCCUCCCUUACCCCCUCCUCCCUGCCCUCCUCCUUCUCCUCCCACGACUGUCAUGCCCAGCGCGCCCCGCGCUGCCCGGGCCCUGCACCCUCCCCAGUCCCAGCCCCAGCCCCAGUAGGAUGCCCAGGCUCGGCCAGGCUCGUCCUCCACCCUGCUGCUUCGCCCGCCGCCGCCUCUCCUCUGUCCAGACUCCGCCCGGCCGGCGGCCGCGGUGCCCCCUGGCUGCUGCACCAUGAGGGAUGAGGUGAUCGGCACCAACGCGCUGGCAUGGCUGGUCUGCUCGGGCGUGUCCAUCCUGGCCAACGCCUGGGGCAUCCUGAGCGUGAGCGCCAAGCAGAAGAAAUGGAAGCCGCUAGAGUUCCUCAUCUGCACGCUGGCCGGAACGCACAUCCUCAACAUGGGCAUCCCCAUCACCAUGUACUGCGUCAUCACGCUGCGGCGCCAGCACUCCAGCUACGAGUGGAACGAGGGCCUCUGCAAGGUGUUCGUCUCCACCUUCUAUACCCUCACGCUGGUCACCUGCUUCUCCAUCACCUCGCUCUCCUACCACCGCAUGUGGAUGGUGCGCUGGCCUGUCAAUUACAGACUGAGCAACACUAAGAAGCAGGCGGUGCACACGGUGAUGGGCAUCUGGAUGGUCUCCUUCAUCCUGUCCACGCUGCCGGCCGUGGGCUGGCACGACACCACCGAGCGCUUCUACACACACGACUGCCGCUUCAUCGUCACGGAGAUCGGCCUGGGCUUCGGCGUGUGCUUCCUGCUCCUGAUCGGCGGCAGCGUGGUGAUGGGCGUGGUCUGCAUCGGCAUCGCCCUUUUCCAGACCUUCUCGCUGCAGGCGGGCCACUGCGCCGACAAGAACAAGUUCAACGUGCCCACCAUCGUGGUGGAGGACGCGCAGGGCAAGCGGCGCUCGUCCAUCGACGGCUCGGAGCCUGUCAAGACCUCGCUGCAGAUCACCUACCUGAUCAGCGGCAUCGUCUUCAUCUACGACUUCCUCACCGGCUUCCCCAUACUGGUGGUGAGCUUUGCGAGUCUGAAGUACGACCGCUCGUACACAUGGAUGGUGCUGUGCGUGCUCUGGUGCUCCAUUGCCCAGUCCAUCCUGCUGCCCAUGUUUCUGUGGGCCUGCGACCGCUACCGCGCCGACGUCAAGAUGGUGUGGGAGAAGUGCGUGGCCAUCAUGUCCAAUGACGACGUGGACGAAGAAAACAGCCAGGAUGGAGCCUUUCAUCCGGACUUAAUUUAUGACAGACCGUAUGACUAUAGCCCGGGGCCCGAUAUCAUGACGAUAGACCGUAUUGCCAAGUACGAAUUCUCAACCUUAGAAAGGGGUGUGCCCCAGGGUUAUCCAUUGAGGGAACAUCAGGAAGAUAAAAUGCAGUACUUGCAGGUGCCCCCUACAAGAAGAUACUCCCACGACGAAACCGACAUGUGGACCAGCGGCCAGAUCCCCUCUUACCUGCACCGCUGGGGCUCCACGGAGGACAUCAUUGGGAUCCAGCAGUACAGCUCGUCACGCCACCACGAUCGCCGGAGAGGCAGCUUGGUGUCCUACCAUGAGGAGGGCGGCCCCUACCGCAAGCGCCGGCGCUCGGAGGACAGCGGCUACGCACUCCGGGGCCUGCCGCGCGUGGCCGUCCUGUCCGGCAGCGGUGGGGGCAUGUGCGGCGAGCGGCACGAGGACGACUUCCUCAAGUGUUUCGGACGUGACGAGGUCAUCAGCUUCAUCGACGAGACGCCGCUGGCCAGCCCCAUGAAGAGCUCGCGCCGCGCCUCCGCCAUCUCGCUGCUGCCCGAGGGUUUCGAGGCACCGCGGGGGAGCAGCCAGCACGCCGUCAUCCUCUACCCACACUUCCCCCUCACCAACUUCGAGCGCGAACCGCAGGCGCUGCGCCGCCUCUCGGACCACGGCAGGAUCUGCGCUCUCACUGAGCUCCCCCAGGACCACGGCGGCAGGGCCACUGGAGGAGGAGGAAAGGGAAGCGGUAGCCGGCGGAGCAGCAGGGUGGAGGGAAGUGCCGGCGGGCCCUCUAGUGGGGCUGGAAACGGAAGCGCCGGAUCUUCGGGUGGAACCGGGACCUGUGGCUCGGGGAAGGGCUGCUCCCUGAGAGACCCGAAGUGUGCGGCCCAGGACGCGGGCCCUCACGGGGCGCACCCUCACAGCCCGCAGGCCGAACAGGCACUCGCACCCCCCAGCCAGAGGCACAGGACCGGCCCGGGGGACGGCGGGGGCGGCUGGGAGGCCGAGCAGAAACUCCUAAUGAAAAUGGAGAGCAAAGGAAGCACAAAUAGUUUUAUAAGCUCACCCUCUGCCUCCUCGUCGGGCUACGUCACCUUCCACUCCGACUCCGUCGGCUCCACCACCUAGGUGCGGGUGUAAAGCUUUUCACUCUCGCUGUUCGUUUUACUUUUGACUAUUAUUGCUUUUACUGAUACCGCUGUUAUGAUUCAAGUGGAAUGUUUUUGUAUUAUGAGCACAGCUAAAAUCUGAGAGAGUGAAGAGGACAUACAGAGUUUACAGAGUUUCUCCUGUGUUAGAAUCAGCAGACCAUGCUCCGGGGUCUCUCGAACAUCAGCCAGGUCCAAAAAGGAGUAAAGCAGUACUGACCUUAGUGCUUUGUGUGUGUCAUUUAGACAUUUACUUUAAAUCCUUUAAAGACCAUGCACAGUAUAAAGAUGGAAUAGAAGUUUCUAGAGAAGAUUGUUGGCAGUCAACUCUCCAUUCUCUCUCUCUCUUUCUUUUUGUUUUGCUCAGUUCCCACUUCAUUUUAGCUGUUUAGCUGUUUGUUUCUCUUGGACAGGGAGGUCUUGUUUUUUGCCAGUGUUGUGUUAUUAUUUUGAUAAUUGAAUAAAUGUCCAAGAAAUUCUGAAAUAUGUGUUUUUUCACAUAGUGGUUCAGUUUUAAAGUGUUCGCAAUGUUUUUCUUCUUUCUGCAAGUUGUUGCAGAAAAAAACAACUGCCCAUAGUUGUUUAAUGUCCCAGACUGCCCUUGUUGGCUUCUUUCUUGUCCCUUAUAUGUUGGGUCAUAAUGUCAAAAAUAAAAAUGUAAAUGUGUUGUAAUUAUUUAAUACAAGAUCAUUUCCCCCCCUUGUAUUCAUGUUAAAAGUAGACCUUGUUGGUAUUGGAUUGUCAAUAAGGAUUUUCAUAUUGCACUCGCAUAGUUUCACCAUGAUUUGACCUCUGAUGUGUAGAGAGGGAAAGAGUGAGAGGAACCCACAGAGCCUGCUGUGUGUCUGAAACUAGGGACAGUGACCAAGGACUUUAUUGACCCUGAGGAGGUCAAGGCUGAUAGCUUAAUUUCCCUACAGUAAGUGUGUUUAUUAUUUACAAUUGCCCAGAUAUUUCAGGUCACAAUCGAAUGGCUUUCUGCUAUAUUAAAAAAAAUAUCUUGUAUGUAAAAGUUUAAGAUGUGACAUUUGCAUCUGAUGGCAUGGUGUAUUGUUAUUAUGAUUUCAUUAUUCAGGAUGUUAGGAUUCUCUGACGUCCAUCUUUAGAAACUGUUAAUUAAGAGUUGAGAGCUAUGACUCCUAGCUGGGCAUCAGCUGCCAGCAUGCACGGGUGUACAUAUAGGCUAUACUCUGCCAAAUACUGUUGUGAAACUCACCAAUGGUGCUCAAUGCAAGUGCAGCUGAGUUGAACUGAUCUUUCGGGCAUUGAAGAUUUGCUUUUGGAUUCCACACUCUGCCAUCUACGACAUAUUGACUAGCCAGAGUCUUCCUCAUUCUGUAACGAUUACCAAGUCUUAUUAAACAUUUACGACUAAACUGGGCAAUAUUAUAGCCAUUGCAACAUUCCAUCAAGAUUUAGAAAAUGAGUCAAGUAAUCUACCAGAAUAAUGGGUAUUAUCGUUAAAUGAAUGUAUUUACAAUGAUAUUCUGUUUGGGCAAGACAAUGAUUCACGAGAGAAAAUAAGGUAGAACAACAAAAUCAAUACUGCCUGCAACUUGAAAAGUACCCAGAGUAACCUGUUGGUAGCCUUAUGUUGUCUGUGGGAACAUUUCUUCUUUACUCUUGGCAUUGUUCAAAUGAUGAUGAUACAAUGAUGUAGCACUGUCAGAUUUUGUUAAGCACUUUGACAUGUAAAAUGAAACAUUUGGCCAUAUCGGUUUUUUUUUUUGUUUGUUUGUUUGUUUGUUUCAGCGGAGGUCUGAGAUUUUGUGAGAUCUGUGCGUUCCAGUUUACAUUUUUCCGUACACCACACUUUGAUUACAUAAUGCACAUAUAUAAACACUUCUAUUUUUAAAAAUCUAUAUGUUUGAAAAUUAUUAUUUGAAAUUAGAAUUCGUUUGUUUUGUUGAAAAUAUCAGAGCGUAAUUUUGUAACAUAUCCUCUGUUCAAAAUACUUUUGUCAAACUAAUGGACGAUGUUUGAUGUUAUGUUGCUGAAAUUAUGACUUUGCUUGGAGUAAUUACAUUUACAUGAAGAGAAACUCGACUUUUGUUUAAUUGUUUGCAGUGUGUUUGCGUUUGUACAAUGGAAAUAAUCAAUCCUGGCGUUUUGCCUAAUUCUGAGACAAGUGUACAUCAGGAAAAUGAAAACGGAAGUGUACAUCAACCGUUUAUGAGAAUAUUCGCCUCUCGUUUUUAAUGAUGCCAACACUUUUUGAAAUACUACCGAAAAAAAUCUGUAAGGUAAGAAAAAUAAAAUAAAUCUUUCAAGAAA
This is a messenger RNA of Clupea harengus (Atlantic herring), 5461 nucleotides long. RefSeq names its product G protein-coupled receptor 153 (gene gpr153). Gene Ontology annotation, cellular component: membrane. Lineage: Eukaryota; Metazoa; Chordata; Actinopteri; Clupeiformes; Clupeidae. The record is from RefSeq and is a predicted model, not a curated record. Gene Ontology annotation, molecular function: G protein-coupled receptor activity. Gene Ontology annotation, biological process: G protein-coupled receptor signaling pathway.